CGCGUCGCCCAUUGGCGGAGCCGCGCCUUAAUCCCGCCCGCGAGAGGAGGGCUGGGCUGAGGCGCUGUUUGUGUGCUCGGGCCGCAGCGGGAGGCCGGGGCCGCAGGUGAGAGGAUUUGGUGUAACAGGAGCAGCCGGUGGUCCUGGGGCUGGUGCUGUAGGGUGUGCGUGCUGCAGCACUGCAUCCAGCCCGUGGAAGUGCAAAGGACUGCCUGGUGGAACCAACGCCUGCGCUCCCAGCGUCGGUGCCUUCCCGGCUCUCAGCAGGGCAGGAGCCCAGCAGCAGCCCGGCCAUGACCAGCAGAGGAGCCGCCAGGCCGAACGGGCAAUCCCAAGCCAGCAAAAUCUGUCAGUUCAAACUGGUGCUGCUGGGCGAAUCGGCGGUGGGGAAAUCCAGCCUGGUGCUGCGCUUCGUCAAGGGGCAAUUCCACGAGUACCAGGAGAGCACCAUCGGGGCGGCGUUCCUCACACAGUCCGUCUGCCUGGACGACACAACGGUGAAGUUUGAGAUCUGGGACACGGCGGGCCAGGAGCGAUACCACAGCCUGGCCCCCAUGUACUACCGGGGGGCGCAGGCCGCCAUCGUGGUCUACGACAUCACCAACCAGGAAACAUUUGCACGGGCGAAAACAUGGGUGAAAGAGCUGCAGAGGCAAGCCAGCCCCAGCAUCGUCAUUGCGCUCGCGGGCAACAAAGCCGACCUGGCCAGCAAACGUAUGGUGGAGUACGAAGAGGCGCAGGCUUACGCAGAUGACAACAGCCUGUUGUUCAUGGAGACGUCGGCCAAGACGGCGAUGAAUGUGAACGACCUCUUCCUGGCCAUCGCCAAGAAGCUGCCAAAGAGCGAGCCCCAGAGCACGAGCGGUGCAGCGGGGAGGAGCAGAGGCGUGGACCUUCACGAGCAAACCCAGCAGAACAAGAGCCAGUGCUGUAGCAACUGAAGGGCGGCCUUCGGCAGCGGCCUGCGAGCGAGGAAGAGCUGAAAUAUAACCUCCAAACCUCCGCCCCCCUCCACCACACCUCACCUCCCCUCCGUAACGGCGCACCGAGAAAAACCCACCCGAACCAGAACCCUCCCGAGAGCUCUAACUGCACUUUUUAAUGCUUCAAAGCCACCACCAGACACCCGUGAGCACCAUCCCGAUGGCAGUGGAACUCCAUCCGCCGGGGACUUAACUUCCAGAGGGGGGAAACAAAACAAAAAAA
This is a messenger RNA of Lagopus muta (rock ptarmigan), 1206 nucleotides long. It is a transcript of the gene RAB5B, whose product is annotated as RAB5B, member RAS oncogene family. The transcript is spliced from 7 exons. The record is from RefSeq and is a predicted model, not a curated record. Gene Ontology annotation, molecular function: GTP binding; GTPase activity. The coding region runs from base 294 to 941 and encodes 215 amino acids. NCBI's taxonomy places the organism in Eukaryota, Metazoa, Chordata, Aves, Galliformes, Phasianidae.